Molecule: messenger RNA, 749 nt
Organism: Desarmillaria tabescens
Lineage: Eukaryota; Fungi; Basidiomycota; Agaricomycetes; Agaricales; Physalacriaceae
Exons: 1
Biological process (GO): methylation
Molecular function (GO): methyltransferase activity
Source: RefSeq, a predicted model, not a curated record
UCCAAGCCAAAGCAAAUCAUAAGCACGCGUUGUUUAUUGCCCAAACAAAAGGCCCUUUUCUGGCCGUCUUGCAUGUCCUUCCGUCCGACCCUAGCCGCCCUCUCCAAAAAAUCAUCUACACAAUGGAUGGCUCGCCAGCGUCAUGACCACUGCGUCAAGCAACAAGCGUGCAAGUCCCGUUCCGCAUUCAAACUCCUGGAACUUGACAGCCAGCUCAAUUUCCUCGACGACGACGAUGUUCACAUCAUUGUCGACCUAGGUGCGGCGUCUGGAGGGUGGAGCUAGGUUGUAUCACAGCGUUUGGGAUACGGGUCCGACGAAGACAGCGAGCCAUUAUCGUCUACCCUUCCCCGGGGUGCGAUCUAAACGAAGACCCGCAGAAUCGUUGCGUCCUGGUAGCUACUACGACCCCCUCAAUAUCGACAAGAUGGAAGAGGAGCUUGCUCGUAGUGAAAGCAAAGGUCGUGGAACCAUCGUUGCUAUUGACCGUCCUUCCAAUGAACCCCAUUCCUGGUGUACGCCCCCCAGAAGGACUAUCUCGACCUAAAAUGGAUGCAGGAAUCACGAACCUCCCAUACCUGGACUCAGACAGCGGAAGAUGGGUAAAGCAUUGGCGGAUGUCGUGCUCUCGGGUAUGGCCCCGAAUAUCUCUGGGAAUGCUUUGCAUGACUCUGAGAAAUGAUAUCGGCUUUGUCUGGCGGGGCAUUUGCGGCGCGUCAUAUGCGAAUUGAGAAGCAGAUUGGUAGACG